This is a messenger RNA of Trichomonas vaginalis G3, 1164 nucleotides long. RefSeq names its product proteasome regulatory particle assembly. The record is from RefSeq and is a predicted model, not a curated record. Gene Ontology annotation, molecular function: protein binding. NCBI's taxonomy places the organism in Eukaryota, Parabasalia, Trichomonadida, Trichomonadidae. The coding region runs from base 1 to 1164 and encodes 387 amino acids. The transcript has a single exon.
AUGUCUGAUCAAGACACUCAUCCCAAUAAAUUCACUGAAUUGCGAAAUAUCUUCAAAUAUCACAUCGAUCCAUUUAAUGCGUUAUAUAAGCUAAAAACGGAAAACGAAGAAGAAUUAAACUCGAUUUACAAAUUGAUCAGGACAGAGUUGAUUGAUUCAAAGAAAUACCUUCCCCAAAAUAUUAUCGAAAAUAUUUUGGCUAUCAUUAAAUAUAAUAACCGCUAUACAAAGUCAUACUUGGAACUUGCCAAACAUAUAUAUGAUGAUUAUAAUGUUGAAGAGGUCAAAAAUAUUGACCAUCAUUUAAAGUUCCUGUUUUAUAAAGAAUACGGAAUUAAAUUAGACAAAUCUGUUGAUUUCGAAAAAAUCAAAUCCGAAGAUCUCGACAUUCAUCCAGAAAAUACAAUUUACAGAGCAAUUAUGGAUAAUGACCUAGAAAAAUUCAUUGCUUUCACAGAAAGAGAAGGAUUUGAUAAAAAUCAAAGACUUGAAAGCGUAUUAUAUCCAUAUUUCUACAAAGGAUAUUCGUUGCUUGAAUUAUGCUGUUACCAUGGAGCAGUUGAUUGUUUUAAGUUAUUAAGAACAAAAUUUAACUCAGAAAUAACUGAAAUAUGUCUAAAACUUUCAUUUUUAGGAAGAAAUCAAGAGAUCAUGAGUGAAUGUUUGAAAUAUCAAAAACCAGAUUCUUAUUGUAUGGACUAUGCAAUUAUUUCACACAACAUUGAUUUUGUUACAUUCUUGAUGAAUGAAUACAAUUUAAAGAUCGAUUUAGAAUACUGUGGAAUUUACAAUAAUCUUGAAUCAUUUUUGGUUUAUUUUGAUCAAACUAAUGAUGUUAAUAAUUGUUUUAUUAAAUCGACAAGGUUUAAUAUUCCAUCCCUUUGGGAAUACUUCCUUUCACAUGGUGCAAAUAUCAAUGCAAAAAAUAAAGAUGGAGAAACAGCCCUUCAUGUUGCAGCAAGAGGUAAAAAAGAAACGAUUGAAUUUCUUCUUUCACAUGGUGCAAACAGCAGUCUAAAAGAUAAAGAUGGAAAAACAGCACUUUAUAUUGCUGCAUUUGGCAAUAAAAAAGAAAUAGCCGAAAUCCUUAUUUCCCAUGGUGCAAAUAUCAACGAAAAAAAACAAAGACGGGAAAACCGCCCUCUAUAUUACAGCAUGUCUUAA